Molecule: messenger RNA, 486 nt
Organism: Bipolaris maydis ATCC 48331
Lineage: Eukaryota; Fungi; Ascomycota; Dothideomycetes; Pleosporales; Pleosporaceae
Source: RefSeq, a predicted model, not a curated record
GUAAGUGUCCUCAUCGGCGAUCGUAGAAUUAGAGACCCCCAGGGCCCAAGAAGUGUUCCUUUCUUCCAGAAUUACUUCGACAUCUACCCCGAUUACAUUGGCAACUAUCGCCGGUUAUUUGACACUUACGGAGGUGUGAUCAAAGUUCACAACAUUAGACGAACUUAUUACUUAACCAACAAUCCCGAAGUAGCUAAAUUGGCCUUUCGAGCUAGUGAAUAUUUCACCAACGCACCAACAUCUCCAAGCCAUCCCUUGGACCGAAUACAAGAUCCCACGGCACUAUUCCUCUGCGACACAGAAUCCCCCGCUUGGAAAGAAGCCCAUAAGUUUCUUCCUCCAAGCAUGUCGCCGAAGGCAAUGAAACACCACCUGCCCAACAUAAUAGAUGCCGGAUCUUCUUCCUUCAAAGUCCUUGAUCAAACUGAGAAUCUCGGUCACGCCUUCAAUGUCUUCAAAUAUACAAGUAGACUAGCUGCGCAGGUU